AUGUCUUACGGUGGUUACUCAAACGGAGGCGGAUCAUACGGCGGCGGUGGUAGCUCAUACGGCGGCGGCGGUGGUGGAUACGGCGGCGGUGGUUACGGCGGCUCUCGUGGAGGAGGCGGCGGUGGCUACGGCGGUUACUCUGGCGGCGGCGGCGGUGGCUACGGAGGUGGUGGCUACGGCGGCGGCGGUGGUGGUGGUGGUUAUGGAGGAGGUGGUGGUGGUUAUGGCGGCGACCGUAUGGGUGCGCUUGGCGAUAACCUGCGUAAACCUACCUGGGAUGCUGCAACCAUGACUCCCUUCCAAAAGAACUUUUACCGCGAAAACCCAGCAGUCACGGAGCGCACUGAACAAGAGAUUCAAGAGUGGCGACGUGCAAAGGAUGUCACCGUCACUGGCACAGACAUUCCCAAGCCUGUCACUACCUUCGACGAAGCUGGCUUCCCUACCUAUGUCCUCAAUGAAGUCAAGGCUCUUGGUUUCUCUGCACCCACUGCUAUUCAGUCUCAGGGUUGGCCCAUGGCACUCUCUGGUCGCGAUAUGGUUGGUAUCUCUGCAACCGGUUCCGGCAAGACCAUCUCAUUCUGUCUGCCUGCUAUUGUCCACAUCAACGCACAACCUCUCCUUGCGCCUGGCGAUGGACCUAUUGUCCUUGUGCUUGCUCCUACCCGUGAGCUUGCAGUCCAGAUCCAAGUCGAAUGCACCAAGUUUGGUCAAUCUUCGCGUAUCCGCAAUACCUGCGUGUAUGGUGGUGUUCCCAAAGGUCAACAAAUCCGCGACCUCUCUCGCGGUGUUGAGAUUUGCAUUGCAACACCUGGUCGAUUGAUUGAUAUGCUCGAGUCUGGCAAGACCAACUUGCGUCGCGUCACGUAUCUCGUUCUCGAUGAAGCAGAUCGUAUGCUUGACAUGGGUUUCGAGCCUCAGAUUCGCAAGAUUGUGGAACAGAUCCGUCCAGACCGUCAGACACUGCUCUGGUCUGCUACAUGGCCUCGCGAGAUUCAGCGUCUCGCCAAUGACUUUUUGCACGACUUUAUUCAGGUGCAGGUGGGUUCGACAGAGUUGUCUGCUUCGCACACCAUCACACAGAUUGUUGAGAUUGUGAAUGAAUACGACAAACGCGGCAAGAUGACCAAAUACCUCGAGCAAGCUAUGGAGGACAAGCAAAACAAGAUUCUCAUCUUUACAGGCACCAAGCGUGUUGCCGAUGACAUUACAAAGUACCUGCGUCAAGAUGGCUGGCCAGCGCUAGCUAUUCACGGUGACAAGGCUCAAUCGGAGCGUGACUGGGUCCUCAACGAAUUCAAGACUGGCAAGAGUCCUAUUAUGGUUGCUACUGAUGUGGCAUCGCGUGGUAUCGAUGUCAAGAACAUCACUCACGUUCUCAACUACGAUUUCCCAAACAACACAGAAGACUAUGUCCACCGUAUUGGACGAACGGGUCGUGCUGGUGCGACCGGAACGGCCAUUACCUUGUUUACGCAAGAAAACAGCAAGCAGGCACGCGAUCUCGUGACUGUGCUCAAGGAAGCCAACCAAGUCAUUCCUGAGGAACUCCAAGCCAUGACGCGUUACGGCGGCGGUGGCGGCGGCGGUGGUCGUGGAUGGCGUGGUGGUCGUGGCGGUGGUCGUGGACGAGGUAGGUGGUAA
Molecule: messenger RNA, 1644 nt
Organism: Protomyces lactucae-debilis
Lineage: Eukaryota; Fungi; Ascomycota; Taphrinomycetes; Taphrinales; Protomycetaceae
Product: p68 RNA helicase
Exons: 2
Coding region: 1-1644 (547 amino acids)
Biological process (GO): rRNA processing
Cellular component (GO): ribonucleoprotein complex; cytoplasm; nucleus
Molecular function (GO): RNA binding; ATP binding; RNA helicase activity
Source: RefSeq, a predicted model, not a curated record